AUGGCGAAGAUCCAGCCAGGACUGGAACGCAUUGCCGCCCUCCUCAAGAACGUCCAGUUCCCAUGGCGUGCCAUUCAUGUCGCAGGCACCAAUGGCAAAGGCUCCAUCUGCCAUCAUGCUUCCUCGUUGCUUGUGGGGAGAGGCGUCGAGGUUGGCAUGUUCACGUCUCCGCACCUGGUAGAUAGGUGGGAUGGCAUCUCCAUCAACGGGAAGCCCAUCGCCCAAGAAAAGUUCCGCACGGUCGAGAGCCACUUUCUCAAGUUGAACGCAAGCCACCAGAUGGGCGCUUCGCCGUUUGAGAUAUUGACCGCCACAGCCUUUACACUCUUCAACGAUGCGAACGUCCAAGUCGGCGUCGUUGAAGUGGGCAUGGGCGGCACGCUCGACUCCACCAACAUGCUCAACAACCAAGCUGUGUCCGUCAUCUCGAAGAUUGCUCGCGAUCACGAGGGGUUUCUUGGCAGUACCCUUUCUGAAAUCGCUGGCCACAAAGCGGGCAUCCUCAGGCCCAAAGUCCCCUAUCUCAUCAGCUCUGCAAACGAAGCAAACGUUAUCAACGCCAUCAAUGACCAUGCAAAAGAGAUGGGGGCAGGGCCUCAGCUGUCCACUCGCAGCUUCGACCUGCAAGACGGGCUGUAUGAGUCGGCGGAAUGGGGCCGCAUCACCAGAAGCGCGCCAUCGUUCCAGCAAGAGAAUAUCAAGAUGGCUGUCGUUGCGGCCAUGCAGACGUUGGAGAGUAUGGGCCAGCCCAUGCGGCCCGUAGACAUCAGCAAGACGCUGUUGGCCAAAGUGAAGGAACGCCAUCAUGGGCGGCAAGAAAUGGUUCAGGUCCCUCCCGUUUUCAGACACGCAGCCGAGAGGAAAAACCAAGUGCUGGUAGACGGGGCUCACAACCCCGAUGCUGCGGUAGCACUGGACGAGUUCGUCCGCGAAAACCUCAGAUUCGGCCAGACACCUGCUGAAACUCGGCCAGCCUCUGGAUGGCCGGUUACAUGGGUGCUGGCGAUGACCCAAGGCAAAGAGGCUCGCGACUACCUCGCCAAAUUGCUCAAACCGGGGGACCGCGUGAUUACGACCGCUUUCGGCCCGGUCGACGGCAUGCCCUGGGUCAAGCCGAUGGAUGCAAAGGAGUUGCUCGAGGUCGCCAAGGCUGUUGAGCCCCAGAUCACUGGUAUACACGUGCCUGUUCUUGGCGCACUGCGAGCUCUCAGUGCAGCAAAGUACAUGAUGGACCCAUCGGCCGACUGGACGCCUAUAGUUCUGACCGGCAGUCUCUAUCUCGUGGGCGACUUUCAUCGCGAACUGCGACCACGGUCUUCCAAGACUUGGUGGACAGACACUGACGACGCCGCCGCAGCCGACAGAGAGUGGAUCCUGAACGUGGAAGUCGAGGAACGUGAGCGUGUCAAGGCUGCUCUCUUCUCUAGAUAA
Ascochyta rabiei is the source of this 1431-nucleotide messenger RNA. RefSeq names its product Dihydrofolate synthase. The record is from RefSeq and is a predicted model, not a curated record. NCBI's taxonomy places the organism in Eukaryota, Fungi, Ascomycota, Dothideomycetes, Pleosporales, Didymellaceae. Gene Ontology annotation, cellular component: cytoplasm; mitochondrion; cytosol. The coding region runs from base 1 to 1431 and encodes 476 amino acids. The transcript is spliced from 2 exons. Gene Ontology annotation, biological process: folic acid-containing compound biosynthetic process. Gene Ontology annotation, molecular function: ATP binding; tetrahydrofolylpolyglutamate synthase activity; dihydrofolate synthase activity.